This is a messenger RNA of Trichechus manatus latirostris (Florida manatee), 2440 nucleotides long. It is a transcript of the gene PIAS3, whose product is annotated as protein inhibitor of activated STAT 3. The transcript has 14 exons. Gene Ontology annotation, biological process: regulation of transcription by RNA polymerase II; protein sumoylation. The record is from RefSeq and is a predicted model, not a curated record. Gene Ontology annotation, molecular function: SUMO ligase activity; transcription coregulator activity; zinc ion binding. Bases 12 to 1895 code for a protein of 627 amino acids. Gene Ontology annotation, cellular component: chromatin. NCBI's taxonomy places the organism in Eukaryota, Metazoa, Chordata, Mammalia, Sirenia, Trichechidae.
GAUGUCUCAAGAUGGCGGAGCUGGGAGAAUUAAAGCACAUGGUGAUGAGUUUCCGAGUAUCUGAGCUCCAGGUGCUCCUUGGCUUUGCUGGCCGGAACAAGAGUGGAAGGAAGCACGAGCUCCUGGCCAAGGCCCUGCACCUUCUCAAAUCCAGCUGUGCUCCCAGUGUCCAGAUGAAGAUCAAAGAGCUUUACCGCCGACGCUUUCCCCGGAAGACCCUGGGGCCCUCUGAUCUCUCCUUGAUCUCUCUGCCCCCUGGUACCCCUCCUGUAGGCUCCCCUGGUCCGCUAGCUCCCAUUCCCCCAGCCCUCUUGGCCCCUGGCACCAUGCUGGUGCCCAAACGUGAAGUAGACAUGCACCCUUCUCUGCCCCAGCCUGUGCACCCUGAUGUCACCAUGAAACCAUUGCCUUUCUAUGAAGUCUACGGGGAGCUCAUCCGGCCCACCACCCUUGCAUCCACUUCUAGCCAGCGAUUUGAGGAAGCGCACUUCACCUUUGCCCUUACACCCCAGCAAGUGCAGCAGAUCCUCACAUCCAGGGAGCUUCUGCCAGGAGCCAAAUGUGAUUAUACCAUACAGGUGCAGCUAAGGUUCUGUCUCUGUGAGACCAGCUGCCCCCAGGAGGAUUAUUUCCCCCCCAACCUCUUUGUCAAGGUCAAUGGGAAACUGUGUCCCCUGCCGGGUUACCUUCCCCCCACCAAGAAUGGGGCUGAGCCCAAGAGGCCCAGCCGCCCCAUCAACAUCACACCGCUGGCUCGACUCUCAGCCACUGUUCCCAAUACCAUCGUGGUCAACUGGUCAUCUGAGUUUGGACGGAAUUACUCCUUGUCUGUAUACCUGGUGAGGCAGUUGACUGCAGGGACCCUUCUACAAAAGCUCAGAGCAAAGGGCAUCCGGAACCCAGACCACUCCCGGGCACUGAUCAAGGAGAAAUUGACUGCUGACCCAGACAGCGAGGUUGCUACUACGAGUCUGCGAGUGUCACUCAUGUGCCCGCUAGGGAAGAUGCGGCUGACAGUCCCCUGCCGUGCUCUUACCUGCACCCACCUGCAGAGCUUCGAUGCUGCCCUUUAUCUACAGAUGAAUGAGAAGAAACCAACGUGGACAUGUCCUGUGUGUGACAAGAAGGCUCCCUAUGAAUCUCUGAUCAUUGAUGGUUUAUUCAUGGAGAUUCUUAAUUCCUGCUCGGACUGUGAUGAGAUCCAGUUCAUGGAAGAUGGAUCCUGGUGCCCAAUGAAACCUAAGAAGGAGGCAUCUGAGGUUUGCCCCCCACCAGGGUAUGGGCUGGAUGGCCUCCAGUACAGUCCAGUCCAAGAGGGAAAUCCAUCAGAGAAUAAGAAGAAGGUUGAAGUUAUUGAUCUGACAAUAGAAAGCUCUUCAGAUGAGGAGGACCUGCCCCCGACCAAGAAGCACUGUCCUGUCACCUCAGCUGCCAGCCCAGCCCUGCCUGGAAGCAAAGGAGUCCUGACCUCUAGUCAUCAGCCAUCCUCAGUGCUACGGAGCCCUGCUAUGGGCACGUUGGGCGGGGACUUCCUGUCCAGUCUCCCACUACAUGACUACCCACCUGCCUUCCCACUGGGGGCUGAUAUGCAAGGUUUAGAUUUAUUUUCUUUCCUUCAGACUGAGAGUCAGCACUAUGGCCCCUCCGUCAUCACCUCGCUAGACGAACAGGAUGCCCUUGGCCACUUCUUCCAGUACCGGGGGACCCCUUCCCACUUCCUGGGCCCGCUGGCCCCGUUGGGGAGCUCCCAUCGCAGCUCCCCUCCAGCACCCCCUCCAGGCCGUGUCAGCAGUAUUGUGGCUCCUGGGGGGACACUGAGGGAGGGGCAUGGAGGACCCCAACCCUCAGGGCCCUCCUUGACUGGCUGUCGCUCAGACAUCAUCUCCCUGGACUGAGUCCCCUGGAUUGUGGAACCUUCACUGCCCCCCAAACCCUGAACAAGUAUGAAGUGGAGUCCAGACCCCUGGCCACUCGGACUCAGGGGCUUUGGCCAAAGGCCCGACAGACCUUCAUGGACACCUGACUUUUGGCCAUCUCUGCCUGAUAAGGCCAGCACUCAAAGGGUUAAUAUUUAACCUCAUUUUAAGGACAUAUGGGGUCUAUUUUUGGAACUGUUCUUUGGACAGCUGCACAUUCCUUUGGGUAUGUUAACCUAGGCAGUGGCAGGCAAGGGAUGGGAUUUGAGUUAGGGUAAGGGCUGAAUCAGCCUUACCUAUGUCGAAAGCCUUGAGAGGAGUGGGCCCCUCUCUUGUCCAGAUGCCCUGUCCUCCCAUCCCCAAACCCAUAGCUCUGUUUUUUCCCCGCAUCCAUUGUCUCUUCAUGUCCAUUCUGUUCCCUUUGGCCAAACAAGUGGAGAAACUGAGACAGACACAUGGACAGAGAACUCUAUUUUGGGUUGCAAUUUUUUUUUUUUUGUACAUAAAUAAGAAAAACCAAAAUA